UGAUCACAGAUAGAUUCUCGGCCUCGCCGUAUCCUAUUGCGCAGGCGCUAAAGCGCGUGCGUCACCCCACGAGUAGUCCCUUUUCAGCCUUUUUCCCCCAGCAGGCGCGGGAGAUCAAGGGGACGAAAGAGAAGUGGCGUGCGCACGCGCGGCGGGCGCUCUCCCUUUGGUGGCUGUCUGGGGUAAGAGGGUGGCAGCGACAGCAGGAUCGGCAGCAGGUCAGCGCGCGCUCGCAGAGGCCCCAUUUGGCUUCUCACUCUCGGUUGGGCCAGGCGCGGCGCGCGCAGCCGCCGUCUCCUCCUCUUCUCCCUCCCUUUUCCCGUCUCUUCCUUCUGUCAGCGGGAGGUCGUCGCCUCCCCCUAGCUCUGUGCGCUCACUGGGCCUCCCCUUUCGCCUCGAUCUCCGCUGCCAGCGCUGCUGCUUCUUCCACCUUUUCUUCUAAUUUCUCCACCGUCUCGUCUUCCCGUGGCGCUGCCGCUGCGAUGCCGGAAAAGCGGCCCUUCGAGCGGCUCCCGACCGAAGUGCGCCCCAUCAAUUAUGGGUUGUGUCUCAAGCCCGACCUUAUCGACUUCACCUUCGAGGGAAAACUCGAGGCCGCCGUAGAGGUGAAGCAGGCGACCAAUCAAAUAGUGAUGAAUUGUGCUGACAUUGAUAUUAUUACAGCUUCAUAUGCACCAGAAGGAGAUGAAGAAAUCCAUGCCACAGGGUUCAACUAUCAGAAUGAAGAUGAGAAAGUGACUCUUUCUUUUCCCAGCACACUUCAGAAAGGGAUGGGAACAUUAAAGAUAGAUUUUGUUGGAGAAUUGAAUGACAAAAUGAAAGGAUUCUAUCGAAGUAAAUACAUCACCCCUUCCGGAGAUACUCGGUUUGCUGCUGUUACCCAAUUUGAGGCCACUGAUGCUCGCAGGGCCUUUCCUUGCUGGGAUGAGCCAGCUAUCAAAGCAACUUUUGAUAUUUCAUUGGUGAUUCCUAAAGACAGAGUAGCUCUGUCAAACAUGAAUAUCACUGAUCGGAGGCCAUAUCCUGAUGAUGAAAAUCUGGUAGAAGUGAAAUUUGCUUGUACUCCUGUGAUGUCAACAUAUCUUGUUGCUUUUGUGGUUGGAGAAUAUGACUUUGUUGAGACCAGGACCACUGAUGGAGUAUUAAUCCGUGUUUACACUCCUGUUGGCAAAGCAGAACAAGGGAAGUUUGCAUUAGAGGUUGCUGCUAAAACUUUGCCUUUUUAUAAGGACUACUUCAAUGUUCCUUACCCUCUUCCUAAAAUUGAUCUUAUAGCUAUUGCAGACUUUGCAGCAGGUGCCAUGGAGAACUGGGGCCUUGUUACUUAUAGGGAAACUGCACUGCUAAUUGAUCCCAAAAACUCUUGUUCUUCCUCUCGUCAAUGGGUAGCCCUUGUUGUGGGCCAUGAACUUGCUCACCAGUGGUUUGGAAACCUUGUGACUAUGGAAUGGUGGACUCACCUGUGGCUCAAUGAGGGCUUUGCAUCCUGGAUUGAGUACCUUUGUGUAGACCAUUGCUUUCCAGAAUAUGAUAUCUGGACUCAGUUCGUAUCUGCUGAUUACACAAGAGCUCAGGAGCUUGAUGCAUUAGACAACAGUCAUCCUAUUGAAGUCAAUGUAGGCCAUCCAUCUGAAGUGGAUGAAAUAUUUGAUGCAAUUUCUUACAGCAAGGGAGCAUCAGUAAUUCGAAUGCUACAUGAUUAUAUAGGUGAUGAGGAUUUCCGAAAAGGAAUGCACCUCUAUCUUACCAAGUUUCAGCAUAAGAAUGCUUCUACAGAAGAUCUUUGGGAAUGCCUGGAAGACGCUAGUGGUAAACCUAUUGCUGCUGUGAUGAAUACAUGGACCAAGCAAAUGGGUUUUCCACUGGUAUAUGUAGAAGGGGAGCAGCAAGAAGAUAACAAAGUGCUGAAGCUAGUCCAGAAGAAAUUCUGUGCCAGUGGACCAUAUAGUGGGGAAGAUUGCCCUUUGUGGAUGAUUCCCAUUACCAUUUGUACAAGUGAUGAUCCAACCCAUGCCAAAAUGCAAGUAUUAAUGGACAAGCCUGAGUUAACUUUAGUUUUGAAAGAUGUGAAACCAGAGCAGUGGAUUAAGCUAAAUCUGGGAACUGUGGGAUUUUAUCGGACACAAUACAGUCCUGACAUGCUGGAGGCUUUACUUCCAGCUAUCCGUGAUCUCUCCUUACUCCCUGUGGACAGACUAGGGCUGCAAAAUGAUCUCUUUUCCUUGGCCAGAGCUGGAAUUAUUAGCACUGUAGAGGUUCUAAAAAUCAUGGAAGCUUUUGUGAAUGAGCCCAACUAUACUGUCUGGAGCGACCUAAGCUGUAACCUGGGGAUUCUCUCAACUCUCUUAUCCCACACAGACUUCUACGAAGAAAUUCAGGCAUUCAUCUGUGAUAUCUUUUCACCAAUAGGAGAAAAACUGGGCUGGGACCCCAGGCCUGGUGAGGGUCAUCUAGAUGCACUUCUGAGAGGUUUAGUUUUGGGCAAGCUUGGAAAAGCUGGACACAAGGCAACUUUGGAAGAAGCUCGGCGACGGUUUAAAGAUCAUGUGGAAGGGAAGCACAUCCUGUCUGCUGAUCUAAGGAGUUCUGUAUAUGUAACUGUUUUAAAACAUGGUGACAGUAUAACCUUAGAUACCAUGCUAAAGCUCCACAAGCAAGCUGAUAUGCAGGAAGAGAAGAACAGAAUAGAACGUGUACUUGGUGCAAUAUCGCAACCAGAGUUAAUACAGAAAGUUCUUACUUUUGCACUUUCAGAAGAGGUACGUCCCCAAGACACAGUAUCUGUCAUUGGUGGAGUUGCAGGAGGCAGCAAGCAGGGCAGAAAGGCUGCCUGGAAGUUCGUCAGAGACAAUUGGGAGGAACUAUACAAUCGCUACCAGGGGGGAUUCUUAAUAUCCAGACUAAUAAAGCUAUCAGUGGAUGGAUUUGCAAUUGACAAAAUGGCUUCAGAAGUAAAGGCUUUUUUUGAGAGUCAUCCAGCUCCAUCAGCUGAGCGUACCAUACAGCAGUGCUGUGAAAACAUCCUGUUGAAUGCUGCAUGGCUGAAGCGUGAUGCUGAAAAUGUCCAUCAGUACCUCCUGCAACGCAAAGUCUCACCAACUUCUGUGUGAGCCCACUCUCAUCCACCUCGGACAUCCCAGCUGCUGUGGCCCAACUGCCUCAGCGUGAGGAGAAAAAGCUGCUAUUCAACAGUUGAAUAAUGCGCCAAGGAAAUUGGAGUUUUUUUCUCACACCAAUGGGGACUGGACAUUGAAUGUAGUUUAACAGUUCCUGCUCAACUCCAGAACUAAAUUCUAAUAAAAAAAAUUUAUCAAAAUUUUAGCAACAAAGAAAAAAAAUAUACAACUAUCCUGUAAAUAUUAUAGUAAUAAAAUAGAGCAUAACAAAACUGUGAAAUGUCCUUAAGGCUUGUCAGUGGUCAAAAUAUUUAAUACACUCUCCCCUUAUACUUUCUGAUGAUUUUUUAACCAUCCCUUUCCCUUUUUUUUCCUAAAAAACAAAAGAAGAAACCAGAGGUUUUGUGGCAAUUUGAAUGUUAUAGCAAGUCAAGGGCAGGAGUGGGUUUCGCUUCUGAGUGCAUCUGAAAACACACUGAAAGGCAGCAAAAGCACUUACAAGUUGUGUGGAAUGGUCCAAUUAUGAAAGACAGCUUGGUAUAAAAUUUAAGUGUAGUCCUUAGCUGAAGGUUCUAGGAAACAACACAUGAUCUUGGUUCAAAUUUUAAAAGCUUAUAAGACUCCCUUGUUUCAUAUUUUGAGAAGGAGAAAAUAAAAUAUUCCUUGUCUGUCUUUUCUCCUUUUUUGUUUCAUUUGCUAAUAUUCUCAAAAAUUGCAAACUUGUAUAGAAACAUGUUUCUCAGCCACAUUAAAAUGAAAUUAUUCCCCCCAUCCCCUUCUGUCUUUCUUUAUAUUUUACUCCUGCAUGCAGAUAAUAUUUAGUAUUGCAAUUUGGAUCUUUCUGGGCCAUUGUAAGGUCCCACCUCACCGAAUGCAUAACCAGUAGUUUGAAAAAGGUGUUCUGUUUCAAAAACAAAACAUUGCCCUAACAGCUUGUGAUUGUAGCUUUCCAUUCUACUGUACCUGGUAAUGUUUGGUAAUUUGAUUCAGAAGCCUUAAACUUAUACUAGUUGGCAUGAUGAUAAAUAUCUAAGCUUUCUGCCAUCAGUUGCUUAAGAAAAUAGCAUGUUACUGCUUACCAAUUUCAUAUCAAACAUCACUCCUUGCUCAAAUGUUUACAGUUCCCUUUUUUAAAAUACUUUUUUUUUAAUUCAUACCUGGCGUGGCUUUAAUUGUUAAUUGGAGAAGGUCAUCAGACACUAGAUGUCAAAUUGCUUCUCUGGAAACACAUUUUUGUGCUAUUGUUUUAAAUGAAAAACAAGAAAAAUUUAAAACAAGUUGGCGUUAAUAAAAAGGAAAGUCAAUGUGAAAUUAAA
Molecule: messenger RNA, 4432 nt
Organism: Crotalus tigris (Tiger rattlesnake)
Lineage: Eukaryota; Metazoa; Chordata; Lepidosauria; Squamata; Viperidae
Gene: NPEPPS
Product: aminopeptidase puromycin sensitive
Exons: 23
Coding region: 483-3110 (875 amino acids)
Biological process (GO): peptide catabolic process; proteolysis
Cellular component (GO): cytoplasm
Molecular function (GO): metalloaminopeptidase activity; zinc ion binding; peptide binding
Source: RefSeq, a predicted model, not a curated record